Molecule: messenger RNA, 3989 nt
Organism: Kockovaella imperatae
Lineage: Eukaryota; Fungi; Basidiomycota; Tremellomycetes; Tremellales; Cuniculitremaceae
Exons: 4
Coding region: 231-3836 (1201 amino acids)
Source: RefSeq, a predicted model, not a curated record
CUCUCGCCGCGGUGUCUCCGUGCUUUGAUGAUUGUUGGUGAUUUCAGACUUGGGAGUUGACCUCACCAUCUGCUUUCUCCCAACUCCUCACGCUCUUUACACGAUCAUCACACUCUUUCACAAUACAAAACGCCCUUGAACGAAUAUCUCUACCGUCUUCCCCUUUCACGACUCAAUCUUGUCCUUUCAACACAUAGCUCCAUCACGUUAACGCGAUACCUCUCACAACCAUGUAUGCCUCGGAUAACGCACCACAAGCUGGAGGAAGGGCCAAAAAGGUCGCGGCGGCACGUGAAAAGCUCAAUGCUUUUCGAGCGUCACGUUCCUCUGGAUCAUCCGCUUCUUCAUAUUCCUCUUCCUCGCCUAAUCUAUCUUCUCAACCUUCCUUUCCGGAUCCUUUGACCACAGACAUAACUGCCAAUAUCCUUGGCAAAUCUGGGGACAGGGGACCGCCUUGCGAGAACGCGGAGGACGAGGAGCAUACGCGACUCAAGAAACCACGGAGCAGAGGCAGUUUGACCACCGACCAUCGUCGACGUCUCUCUGGACAUACUCGCACUCAUUCGAGGCAGCUUUCGUCCGUUUCUGGAAACACCACUUCAUUCGGCUUGGCCCGGGGAAAUGUCAUUGACCUGUUCGAUCACGCUUUGACAUUUGGGUCCGAUCUCCCUCCGUUCCCCACAGGCUCGUCGUCUGAACAGACUGUGCCUACACCUGUGACGCCUGUCUUCAGCGACGGGAUUGACGCCUUUCCACCAAACAGCUCUGAUGAAGACCGAGGAGCAGUGAAGGAUCGCCUCUCAAGCUUUUCAUUCGGUGCCAAACCUCCUGCGCAUGCUCUGCGCUCAUUGUCGUCUCCCCAACCUCCUCCCUCCGUUCGACGUCUCGCCUCUCCAUCUGCAUCGCCUAGCUCAUCACCCACUCGGCCUCUAACCACACCGUCUGCCCAUGGUCCAAGUCUGCUCUUAACACGUCCAACUCCCCUCGCCUCUUCGUUGUCCCCUUCAAUGGGUACUUCUCGUUCCGAGGGACCACUCAGUCCCUCGUCCACCCCAGCACGAUCAAGACGCCAUUCUCAUACUCGCUCCAGCUCUAUCUCACUCCCUAAUCUGAAACUCGCCUCUCGACCACCAUCCCUCGGCAUCCCUUCAUCCCCUUCGUUCCCCACUUCCCCAGCUUCACCCAAUACCCUCAUUCGAUCCCAGCCGAAUCCCAACAUCCAAGGUACCCGACUAAAGUUUGAGCCCUCUGGACGAGGCGCAGAGGCCGAAAAGGAGAAGGAGGAUUAUCGACGAAAGGCCUUGGAAAAGCUCACUGGGUCACCAGUGAUUCCAGAUGAACCCGCCUCAGUCUUUGGUAUGGAAAUAGCAUUGCCUGAUCUUGAUGACGAGGACACGGCUUCCAUCGCUAGUCCUGUUCGACCGUUUUCCGGUGUCGGAUCGUUCAGCUUUGGUAGACCCGCGUCGUCUUCCUACACACCGGGCCUCGAAUGGCCAGUCGGACAGGAUGAUCAUUCCCCAGCAGAGAUGCGGUGGUCAACUUUCAACCUCGGAUCGGACAAGGAGGAAGGACUAGGCUUUGAUCUGCCGCUUGCCACGUCAUUCUCGACGCCAGCAGUCAGCAGUAUAGAGCCGAUUGGUAUGCCCUCUCGGCCCAGUUUACAGCGCAAUCUGUCUGUCUUGGCGGAGGUAGAGGAACCAGAGGAAGAGGACGAACCUGUCAAGGCGGAGAUUUGUGCCUCGCCUGAAAUGGACGUUCCCUCUUCGGUAUUAGAAUCGACUCAUACUACACCAAAGGAAGCUCCAAGGCAACAACAAGCGGAGCCAACGCCCAUCGUCGCUCCAACUCCUUCUCGACUUCGGCAGCUUCAACUGCUGUCGAAUCAUUCAUCAGGAUCGAAUGCUGAAUCAACGCCCUCGGCACACAGCUCCACCGGUCAAGGCUCUCAAGUGACUCCUGGAUCUCCUACCAAAGUGUACGGUACCAUUGGUCGAGGGAGACCGCGUCCCCUUGCACUGAACAGCAGCGCCUCUGCAGACACCAUUGAGGCUUCAAAUGCUCUGUCUCCCGUCAGGAUGACUCCGCAAAACGCCUCGCGACGCGGCGCUACUCGUGGUGGCCGGUCUAGGGGCAGUUCCAUUUCGUACGUCAGAGACGAGUCGACUUCGUCCAGCGUCUCUGCAACGGCCUCCACUGCAUAUCCUGCGUCGUCCAGCAGUCUCUCUCGCGAUUGGUCUGAUGGAUCGUCUGGAGAUAGUAAGAUAAAGAACGCCUUCUCCUCACAAGCCUCCGUAGAGUGGUCUCCUUCACUCGUCGGAUCUCCACCACUGUCAUUCGGACGGUUUUCUGGGUGGGGCAAUAUGCCUAGAUCGGGACCCAGUCGACCGUGCCCCAGGCCCAAAAGUAUUGCAAGUCUUGGCGCGGAUAGCAAAGGUGCAGGAAGGAUACUGGGAGAGGUGGAUGAAGCAGAGGAGGAUGACCUGCGAUGUCAGGUUCCGCCAUCUGCUGUGGAUGAUGAUGCGCCAGCCGUGAUCCGCCGGUCGCCAAGAUCCUUCGACCCUGGGCUCGGGCUCACUGGGUCUCACUCGACGUCCCUAUGGCCUCGAUCCGAUAUCAUCCUGGGCCCUAACGCUGGGUCCUCGUUCUCGUGGCGCGACCCUCAGCUCGAAUUGGAAAUGGAGAGGGACGCUCUGCGUGAGGACGUUGAUAUUUGGAAAGCUAGGUGUCAGGGUCUUGAGGAGAGACUCGAGUUGGAGAAAAAGGAAGUGGUCUUGCUCAGAGAACGCGUCAGGAAGCUUGGCGACCGUCUCUCAGCUGUUCAAUCGUCACAUCCUUCAUCCCAUUCGCCCGCUCGAGACUCUCACGACUCGUCACUGUUGACGGAGAUGCGGACUCAAUUGUUCACUCUGACAGCUCAAUUGGAGCAAGAACGACGUGAGAAACAAGCAGCGAUGAGCAGGGCCGAGACCUUGCAGUCGCAAUUGUCUACCACGCAUGCCAAGCCUUCACUCUUGCUUCAACCUGUCCCAAGAUUACCACUUGCCAUCGUAACGCCAGCUACGCCACUCGACCCAAAGUGUCCUCCCCUGGUACCUCAGACCACAAACUUCACGCCCUUUGCCGACCCUAUAGCUCGACAUGUCCCUUCACCUGCACCUACUUCUCCUGCCUCUUCACCCGUCGCAGCGUGGACUCUACCACCAUUGCCAAUCGCCCUUCCGCCCGUAGAUCCGCUGAAUGACAUGUCCGAGUCGCCAUUGGGAUCUGCCUCUGACGCCCAUUCUCCAGGCGAUGCCAAUCUUUAUCGAAUGCGAGCUUGGGGUUUCCCUUCUGCUACGAAGGCUGCAUCCAGUUCAAAAUCGCGUCGAAACAGAGAUUCCUUCUUUGGUCUGUCCAAUCCGCUACAGAGGAACUCUGUCGAUCAUGGAGGUGGUGAUCAAGGACUAGAUUUACCGCCCAUCGAUCUGAGUCUAGCAGUAGGCGAGGCCGAGCGGGAUACCGAGCGUCUUGACCGAGGUGCAGGAUCCCAGCCAUCCGACAGUCAAGUAAGGGAGUCUCCCAGGCCCAGGGUGCCUCAAAGUACAUCGGCAACCUCGUCAGUUUCAUCCUCAGUAUCAUUCUUUUCUGGCUAUUUGCCUAAAUUUUCGUCUCCCCCCAUGGGCAAUCGUCAAGACCAGAACCCAAGUCAGCAUCAGCAGCAGCAGCAGCGGUCUAUGAUUAUGAAGGGCAAGGAUGAUGUCAAGCCAGUAGCUCCUCCCUGUAUUUCGACCGCACCUCAGAAGCUCGACUUCAGACCUGGCUGUCGAUGUUGUGUGGGAGAGGUGAUGGAGCUGUAAGGGGAGGAUGAGCAGUCGUGCGCUGUGUGCUGCAUCUCAGGUAUGAGCUGUGUCUACCUUGAACUUUUUUUUAAUCAUAUCAUGUAUCAUCGUCAUCACAUCAUCCCCAUUCAUACCAACGCAUUGCCGCCACCCAAAGAAACGAAAAGGCCA